AUGCCCAACCUCCACCGGUGCAUCCACCCGCUCCAUCUGCAAAAUGAAGCCCUUCAGUCCCGCUACAGCCCUUCAGUCCCGCUACAGCCCUUCAGUCCCGCUACAGCCCUUCAGUCCCGCUACAGCCCUUCAGUCCCGCUACAGCCCUUCAGUCCCGCUACAGCCCUUCUGUCCCGCUACAGCCCUUCUGUCCCGCUACAGCCCUUCUGUCCCGCUACAGCCCUUCUGUCCCGCUACAGCCCUUCUGUCCCGCUACAGCCCUUCUGUCCCGCUACAGCCCUUCUGUCCCGCUACAGCCCUUCUGUCCCGCUACAGCCCUUCUGUCCCGCUACAGCCCUUCUGUCCCGCUACAGCCCUUCAGUCCCGCUACAGCCCUUCUGUCCCGCUACAGCCCUUCUGUCCCGCUACAGCCCUUCAGUCCCGCUACAGCCCUUCUGUCCCGCUACAGCCCUUCAGUCCCGCUACAGCCCUUCUGUCCCGCUACAGCCCUUCUGUCCCGCUACAGCCCUUCAGUCCCGCUACAGCCCUUCUGUCCCGCUACAGCCCUUCUGUCCCGCUACAGCCCUUCAGUCCCGCUACAGCCCUUCUGUCCCGCUACAGCCCUUCUGUCCCGCUACAGCCCUUCUGUCCCGCUACAGCCCUUCUGUCCCGCUACAGCCCUUCUGUCCCGCUACAGCCCUUCAGUCCCGCUACAGCCCUUCAGUCCCGCUACAGCCCUUCAGUCCCGCUACAGCCCUUCUGUCCCGCUACAGCCCUUCUGUCCCGCUACAGCCCUUCAGUCCCGCUACAGCCCUUCUGUCCCGCUACAGCCCUUCUGUCCCGCUACAGCCCUUCUGUCCCGCUACAGCCCUUCUGUCCCGCUACAGCCCUUCUGUCCCGCUACAGCCCUUCUGUCCCGCUACAGCCCUUCUGUCCCGCUACAGCCCUUCUGUCCCGCUACAGUCCUAA
This is a messenger RNA of Knipowitschia caucasica, 948 nucleotides long. The record is from the annotation of a GenBank genome assembly. NCBI's taxonomy places the organism in Eukaryota, Metazoa, Chordata, Actinopteri, Gobiiformes, Gobiidae.